This is a messenger RNA of Cladocopium goreaui, 1198 nucleotides long. NCBI's taxonomy places the organism in Eukaryota, Dinophyceae, Suessiales, Symbiodiniaceae. The record is from the annotation of a GenBank genome assembly.
CCACGAUCGCGGAUUCCGGUGGUUAGGCUCGACCUCAUGGCAACGCCCCCAGCAGCAGCCCCGUCCUCCGUCGAUCCGAAGACUCAACUGAACCAUUUUUGCCAGAAGUUCUGCCAGCGGCCUGUGACCAAGAGCGAUAUCUCUUACACUACCAAUAAGUUUGGCAACAGGUAUCAAGCAAUUGUGAGGCUUGACUGUGUGCAAGGGCAAGAGUAUGCUGGACACCUGGUCCUGAAUCAAAAGGAUGCUGAGAAGUCCGCGGCAGAGCAGGCCAUCAUCGCUUUCUCCCAAAGUAACCUUCUCCAGGAGGCGCAGCCUGUGGACAAGGACAAGAAGAAAAAGAAGCAGACAAAGCUGACACCAGAGGAGCACGCCCUGAGAAAGGCAAAGCAGGAGGAAGAAGGAAACCCUGCUGUCACUCCAAAGACCUUGUUGAAUGCCUUGGUGAUGAAGAUAGUCAAGCGUUACCUGCAGAAGGGUGAAACCGUCUACGAGACCAAGACCUAUGCAGGUGGUGGGCAUCAGGCUACAGUGAAGAUCACGGCCUUGCCGGAUGAGUGGGGCAGUCGAAUGUGGGCCGGUCAUGUCUGCAACACGAAGCAGAAGGCGGAGCAAAGUGCUGCAGAGAUGGCAUUGGAAUCCAUCAAGCAGGACGCCGAACUCAUGCAGGAGUCUGAAAAGCCCAAAGGGAUGGGCAAGGGCGAGAAGGGCAAAGGCAAGGGCAAGGGAAAUUUUUGGGGCCCAUGGUCAUUCGGAUGGUGGAAUGCGAAAGGUUCUGACCUCCCGCGCAAGCCUGUGCUUACCGAGCCCAUUACUGGAGAAGUCCUGGAGUGGAAGGACUCCUUCGGUUGGAUCAAGCCUGAUGUGACCAUCGACCACAAGGAUGCCGGCCGCCGCGAGGGGAAAAUCUUUGUUGGAAAAUCAGACGUGCCCGAGACACUGACAAUGGCAGCUGGUAUCAAGAUAAGCUUCACCGUAUAUGAGGAUAUGAUGGGUCUUGGAGCACAAGAUCUGCAAGCCAGCUGAUCCAAGCGCUGAUACAAGGACCACCGAGGUCCUUGAGGCCGUCAAUGCUUUCUCCAUCUUUUCCGUUCCAGGAGGAUUGCUUCAAGCAUUUGACGACUUCGCAGAGCUGAGAUUAUGGGCUUUGAUGGGCUUUGCCUCAGAUCCUCAAAAAUGGGAAAAGGGUCGAAGUUCG